Molecule: messenger RNA, 13527 nt
Organism: Nyctereutes procyonoides (raccoon dog)
Lineage: Eukaryota; Metazoa; Chordata; Mammalia; Carnivora; Canidae
Gene: ZZEF1
Product: zinc finger ZZ-type and EF-hand domain containing 1
Exons: 55
Coding region: 156-9032 (2958 amino acids)
Biological process (GO): protein ubiquitination; regulation of synaptic plasticity
Cellular component (GO): postsynapse
Molecular function (GO): calcium ion binding; ubiquitin-like protein ligase activity; zinc ion binding
Source: RefSeq, a predicted model, not a curated record
CUUUGCGACGGCAGUUCUCGCUUGACGGCGAGGAAGCCGGAAGCCGCCGCCGCCGUCGUACCCUCCCCGUCCCGCCCGCCGGGCGCCGCCGGAGGUUGACAGGUCGAGGCGGGGAGGCGGCGGCGGCACAGCCGGACGCCCGACACGAAGACCCCAUGGGGAACGCUCCGAGUCACAGCAGUGAAGACGAAGCGGGUGCCGCCGGGGGAGAGGGCUGGGGCCCGCACCAGGACUGGGCUGCGGACGCGAGCGCCGUCCCCGGCUCGGGCCCCGCUGCCCCAGCGCUGCCCCCCGCCGCCGCCCUGCUGGAGCCGGCCCGACUGCGAGAGGCGGCGGCGGCGCUGCGGCCCGCGCCGCCUUGCGAGUCUCUGGUGUCCCGGCACCACGGCGCGCUGUUGCGCUGGCUGGAGGAGCGGCUGGGCCGCGGCGAAGAGGCCGUCACCCUGGAGCAGUUCCGCGAGCUGCUGGAGGCUCGCGGCGCCGGCUGCUCGGGCGAGCAGUUCGAGGAGGCCUUUGCCCAGUUUGAUGCUGAGGGCGAUGGUACUGUUGAUGCUGAGUACAUGCUGGAGACCCUGAAGAAUUCCAGUGGAGCCAAUCUCCAGGGGGAGCUGAGCCACAUCAUCAGACAGCUGCAGGCCUGUUCUCUUGUCCCAGGUUUCAUAGACAUAUUCUCAGAGUCCAAGGAGGGUCUGGGUGUGCACGCAUCCCUGAUCCUGCGUUUCCUGCACCGCAAUCGACUCUCCGGCAUGGCCAUCCCCUGCCCCAUGCUGGACCACUGCAGUAACAUGUGCUCCAUGAGGGCUUCUGUUCUGAAGGAGUCUUUGGACCAGCUGGUACAGAGAGAAAAGGAAAGUCCUGGAGAUCUAACCAGAAGCCCAGAGAUGGAUAAACUCAAGUCAGUAGCAAAGUGCUACGCUUACAUAGAAACAUCCUCCAACCCUGCAGACAUCGACAAGAUGACAAAUGGAGAAACAUCAUCAUACUGGCAAUCAGAUGGCAGUGCUCGCUCACACUGGAUUCGCUUAAAGAUGAAGCCAGAUGUUGUGCUUAGGCACUUGUCCAUUGCUGUGGCUGCCACUGACCAGAGCUACAUGCCGCAGCAGGUGACGGUCGCCGUGGGCAGAAGUGCCAGCGAUCUUCAGGAUGUCCGCGAUGUGCACAUUCCCAGCAAUGUCACUGGCUAUGUGACACUUCUGGAGAACGCCAACAUUAGUCAGCUGUAUGUCCAGAUUAACAUAAAACGUUGUCUUAGCGAUGGAUGUGACACUAGAAUUCAUGGUCUGAGGGCUGUUGGCUUUCAGAGAGUUAAGACGUCUGGGGUCUCCGUGUCAGAUGCUUCUGCCAUCUGGUACUGGUCUCUGCUGACCUCUCUGGUGACGGCGUCCAUGGAGACCAACCCUGCCUUCGUCCAGACAGUGCUGCACAACACGCAGAAGGCACUACAGCACAUGCCUCCACUUUCCCUCUCACCAGGAUCUACAGAUGUCUCAACUUUCCUGUCUCCCAACGUUCUAGAAGAGGUGGACAGCUUCCUCUUAAGGAUAACUAGCUGCUGUUCGACUCCAGAGGUGGAGCUGACUCUUCUGGCCUUUGCACUAGCAAGAGGAAGUGUUGCCAAAGUGCUGAGCUGUCUGUGUACCAUUGCUGACCACCUGGACACACGCUACGAUGCCUCGUCCCUCAUCUCCUCCAUGGCAUCAGUCAGGCAGACCCUGCUCCUUAAAUACGGUAAACCUCUUCAGCUGACCCUUCAGGCCUGUGAUGUUAAAGGGAAAGAAGAGAAAUCAGGGCCUGAAAACCUCCUUGUCGAGCCGUGGACGAGAGAUGGGUUUCUUACAGAGACGGGAAAGACCAGAGCAAGUACCAUUUUUUCUGCAGGAACUGAAUCUGCCUUCCAAGUUACACAGAUCAGGAUUAUGGUUCGACGUGGUGGCAUCGGUGCCCAGUGUGGGUUGGUGUUUGCCUAUAACUCAUCUUCUGAAAAAUUUCAUGCCGAAGAACACUUCAAAAGGUUUGAAAAAUAUGACAAGUGGAAGCUUCAGGAAUUCAGGCAAUUUGUAAAGAGCAGGGUUGGUUGCUCAGCUGAUGACCUUGGCGAGGAUGACCCUAUUGGCUGGUUUGAGCUAGAAGAAGAAUGGGAUGAAGCAGAUGUCAAGUUGCAGCAGUGCAGAGUUGCCAAAUAUUUGAUGGUGAAGUUCCUCUGCACCCGUCAGGAGUCGGCAGAGCGCUUGGGAGUGCAAGGUCUCAGCAUUAGUGGGUAUGUCCGGCCGAAGCGAGUGGAAGCGGAGCAGCACAUUGUCUGUGCCCACUGCAGAAAGGAUGGGGAGGAGAGUGUCUGCGGGACCACGCUACUCCUCAGGACGCUUCAGUUCACUCAGCAGCUUGCCCAUGACCUGGUGCAGCAGAAGGAAAGUGGCUUAAAAUAUAAAUCUUUUCUGGACUUCGCGGGUCUUGAUUUGCAGAUCUUCUGGAAUUUUUAUAGUAAAUUAAAGCAAAACCCGAGGGAAGAGUGCAUCUGUGCCCAGACCCUGCUUCUGCGGCUCCUGCAGAGCUGCUUGUCAGUGCUGCAGAGAGACGGGCCAGCCACCCCCGAGGAGGCCAAGGCUCCCCGGCAGAGCCCUGGAGGGGCGGGGGCUGCCAAGGAGCUCCACGCACACUUAUGCGACGUGGUGGAUAGGGUGGACGGAGACUCUGUGCCCAUGGAAACAUUAAAACAAGAAGUCAGGAACACCCUUCUCAGUGGGGCUGCCGUCUUUUUUCCUGAUCGACAGAGCCGGAGGAGCCAUCUCUUCACCAUGAUGAAGAAUGUCACCGAGCAGGAACACAAGCAGUCCCAGCAGCUCACUUUCCAGUCACUAUGCACCUAUUUUAGUGACAAGGAUCCAGGUGGUCUUCUGCUCUUGCCUGAGAAAGGUAACCUGGCCGACAUGAACAGCAGCGAAGUUCUGGCUGUCAUGAGCACCCUCCUGUCCGUUGCUGCUCGAGAGUGUGAGCUCCUGCUGCUCACCAGGGCCCAGGGACGGCCCAGCUCCGUGCUCUUCUCCCUGUUCUGGGCCGUCCAGGGCAGCCUGCUCUCCUGGUGCUACCUGCAGCUGAAGAGCACCGACGCGGGAGCCCGGGGUCUCGCCGCCCACCUCAUUGACCAUUAUGUGGGACAGUUUGUGGCAAGCACGAGAGUGAUUCUGGAAUCCCUUUUGUCACAGUAUAGUGGACAAACCAUUGUAGAGAAACUGUGUAAUUCGGUGUUUUCGAUGGCAGCUCGUCAACUGGUGAUCUUCCUGCUGGACUUUUGCACUUUAGACAUUUCACACUGUGCUCUCCUGCGAGAGUUCAGUACACUGACAGAACUGUUAAAGCAGCUCUGCGCGGACCCCACAGGAGAGCCAGACAAGCUUGAUGAAGACACUUGGCAGCAGGAGUGUCCUGUGGUAUUACACACCUGGACCAAGGAGUCUGCCCACAACUAUGAGAACAAUUGCCAUGAGGUGUCUGUCUUCAUCAGCCCUGGGGCAACCUACUUUGAGGUAGAAUUUGAUGAGCGCUGUGAGACUGAGAAGAGGUACGAUUAUUUGGAGUUCACUGACGCUAGAGGCGGGAAAACACGCUAUGACACCAAAGUUGGCACUGAGAAGUGGCCCAGGAAAGUGAUCUUCAAGGCUGGCCCCCGGCUGCAGUUCCUCUUUCACUCUGACAGCAGUAACAAUGAGUGGGGUUACAAAUUCACCGUCACCGCCUAUGGCCUGCCCGAUGUGGCCGUGUCCUGGGCCCUGGAUUUACAGCUGCUCGUUUGCCGGCUGAUGGGACGCCUCGCUGCCCAGUGCAUGGCGCUCAAGUCUGCGCACCAGUUUGGAGACGACAUGGCAGUGGCUCCAGCAAAAAUGGCGUUGGUCCUGAACUCUCCGCUGUGGAAACCUGUUUUCAGGCAUCAGUUGAGUCCAGAGUUGGGAUUAGCAGUGAGCUGGCCCACGCACCUGCACCAGGAUAGUAAGGAGGUCAAGAACAUCCCCGAUGAUCCCUGCCACCACUUUCUUCUUGAGUUUGCACAGUCAGACCCUGCCCAGAACUUCUGUGGGCCAUUUUCAGAACUUUUCAAAGGAUUCAUACAGGCAUGUAGAAAACAGGCCCCAAAGACAGAUAUAGUUGCUGGUUCCACUAUUGAUCAAGCUGUGAACGCCACCUUUGCUGCUCUGGUGUGUCGUACUCCAGGCUUAUAUGAGAAGCUGCAAAAAUAUGUAAACAGUGGAGGCAACACAGCCCUGAGCGAGGACUUUGCACAGGUGUAUUGCUUGGCAGAUGGGAUCCGAGUAUGGAUGCUGGAGAUGAAGCAGAAGUCAUUGAUGAACCUGGGGAAUGAGGCAGAAGAAAAGCAUGGCCCAGAAGCUGCCGAGGCGAACCCUGAGAGCCUGGCAAAAGAGUGUAUUCAGAAGAGUCUUCUGUUACUACGAUUUUUGCCCAUGGGAGUAAGUUCAAAAGAAAGCUGUGACAAGCUGGUGGCUGCAGUAGAAACAGAUCACCUGCAGCCCUGCGACAGGUGCCCAAGGACGAGCUCUGUGGUGGAGGAGCAUUUCCAGGCCUCGGAGUCUCCCGUGGACACGGGCACCCUUGCCGCAAGCAGUGGGGGUCCUAGCUCAGAUGUGCCGCUGAAGCUGCUGCCCAGUGGUGGCCCCCCUGCCACUGAGGUGUCCUUUGCCACUGCCGAAGAGCCCUCUUCACCUUCCGCUCCUGCCCGGCGGCCUCCCUUCACCCGAGGGCGACUUCGACUGCUCUCCUUCCGGUCAGUGGAGGAGGCCAGGCCCGUGCCCACCGUGAAGGAGAAAUACCCCGUGCUGAAGGAUGUCCUGGACUUCAUUAAGGACCAGUCCCUCUCUCAUGAGAGUGUCGUAAAGGUUCUUGCCUUGAGGAAAGCUCAAGCUCAGAGCGUCCUGGAGGUCCUGAGGAUCAUUCAGUACUGCACGGAGUCCCUGGGACGGCCUCAUUGCUUCCACCCACCGUGUAUACUUUUCCUGAUGGAGCUUCUCACCUGCCAGAAAGAGUUUACCAAUUAUUUCACACACAUGGAGGGCUGUGGUGCACGUCUGCGCAAAGAGAUUCGAGACACUUACUACCAGUUUGUUCUGUUUUUGGUUAAAGCAGUUAAAGAAUUUAGCAGCAUGAAUGACAGGUCGCUGCUGCCUGCCUUGUCCUGUGUGCAGACAGCCCUGCUCCACCUUCUGGAUAUGGGCUGGGAACCCGGCGAUCUCGCUUUCUUUGUGGACAUUGGGUUACCACACCUUCUCAUGAAACUGUCACAAGAGAAUAUAAGCGUCCACGACAGCGUGAUCAGCCAGUGCAGUGAAGAAGAUGAGCUCGCGGAUGCCAAGCAGAAUUCAGAAUGGAUGGAUGAGUGUCAGGAUGGCAUGUUUGAGGCCUGGUAUGAAAAAAUAGCCCAGGAAGAUCCAGAGAAGCAGAGGAAAAUGCACAUGUUCAUUGCUCGCUACUGCGACCUGCUAAACGUGGACAUCUCCUGUGAUGGGUGUGAUGAGAUUGCCCCCUGGCACCGCUACCGGUGUCUGCAGUGCAGUGACAUGGAUCUCUGCAAAACUUGCUUCCUAGGUGGGGUGAAGCCCGAGGGCCAUGGAGAUGAUCACGAGAUGGUCAGCAUGGAGUUUACCUGUGACCACUGCCAGGGUUUGAUCAUCGGCCGGAGGAUGAACUGCAACGUGUGUGAUGACUUCGAUCUUUGCUACGGGUGCUACGCGGCAAAGAGAUACUCCUACGGCCACUUGCCCACCCACGGCGUCACAGCCCACCCGAUGGUGACCAUCCGGAUCAGCGACCGGCAGAGGCUCAUCCAGCCAUACAUCCACAACUACGCCUGGCUGCUCUUUGCUGCCCUGGCUCUCUACAGUGCCCACCUGGCCAGUGCAGAGGACGUGGAUGGUGAGAAGCUGAAUCCCCAGGACCGUGGCACUGCCAGCCUGCUGCGGAGCCAGUGCAUGCAGCUUGUCGGGGACUGUCUGAUGAAGGCUCACCAGGGAAAAGGUCUGAAAGCUCUAGCUCUCCUUGGUAUAUUGCCAGAUGGUGAACCUAGUCCAGAAAGUCGGGCCCCACCCGUCACUGUGCCCACUCGCACGGCAGAGGAGGAGAGAGCUGUCUGGGGCCCUGAGGACCUGCCACAUAAAAGCCUUUCUAUGUGCUACAGUGGAAAGGAAGAUGGUCCUAAGGAAGUCAGACCUUUAGAUAGCAGGAAGAGAAGUAAGGCAGAUGAAGAAGUUGCAUCCUUAAUGAAUGGUCCUUUGUGCCAGACUCCAAUCUCAGACACCCCUGCAAGGCUUCCAGAUGCUGAGAAUACAGUCAUGUUGUCUCAGGAGUCCAUCGAGGAAAAGGCGGUUACUCCAAGUCCUGAGCAGGUGUUUGCUGAGUGUUCCCAGAAGAGGAUUUUGGGAUUACUAGCAGCCAUGUUACCUCCCUUAAAGUUGGACCCUACAGUCCCCGUGAUAGACCUGGAGCACGUCCUCCCACUCAUGUUUCAGGUUGUCAUCUCAAACGUAGGCCACCUGAAUGAGACCUACCACCUCACGCUGGGUCUUCUCGGCCAGCUCAUCACCCGCCUCUUACCAGUGGAGGUGGAUGCUGCGGUGGUGAAAGUCCUCUCCGCCAAGCAUACCUUGUUUGCAGCAGGGGACAGUUCUGUGGUGCCAGAUGGCUGGAAGACCACCCACCUGCUCUUUAGCCUGGGAGCCGUGUGUCUGGACAGCCGGGUGGGCUUGGACUGGGCAUGCUCCAUGGCAGAGAUCCUGCGGUCCCUCAACAGUGCCCCACUGUGGCGUGACGUCAUCGCCGCCUUCACAGACCACUGUAUCAGGCAGCUGCCUUUCCAGCUGAAGCACACCAACAUCUUCACCCUGCUCGUGCUGGUCGGCUUCCCACAGGUCCUCUGCGUGGGGACCCGCUGUGUGUAUGUGGAUCAUGCUAAUGAGCCACAUAAUGUCAUCAUCUUGAAGCACUUCACGGAGAAGAACAGGGCUGUGAUCGUUGAUGUCAAAACCCGGAAAAGGAAAACAGUGAAGGACUACCAGCUGGUCCAGAAAGGACAGGAAUGCAGCAGCUCUCAGGCCCAGCUGAGCCAGUACUCCCAGCACUUUGCCUUUAUCGCCAGUCACCUUCUGCAGACCAGUAUGGACAGCCAAUGUCCCGAGGCAGUAGAAGCAACAUGGGUCCUGUCUCUGGCCCUGAAAGGACUGUAUAAAACACUAAAGGCUCACAGUUUUGAAGAGACCCACACCACCUUCCUUCAGACGGAUUUGCUGAAGCUGCUGGUGAAAAAGUGCAGCAAAGGGACUGGUUUCAGUAAAACGUGGCUCCUCCGGGAUCUGGAGAUCCUGUCCAUCAUGCUGUACUCCUCCAAGAAGGAGAGCCACACCUCAGCUGAACACACAGCCCUGGAGCGAGAUGAGAGAGGAGACCAAGAGGAGGAGGUAGAUGGCACAGUCAGCAGCCCUGGUGAGCCAGACCAAAAGAAGCUAGACCCUCUGGAGAGCCUGGACGAGCCCACCAGAAUAUGUUUCUUGAUGGCACACGAUGCGCUCAAUGCUCCUCUGCACAUCCUCCGGGCCAUCUACGAGCUGCAGAUGAAAAGGACGGAUUCUUUCUUCCUGGAGGUUCAGAAGAGGUUUGAUGGGGAUGAGCUCACCACAGAUGAGAGGAUUCGCACCCUGGCUCAGAGAUGGCAGCCCAGUAGGGGCCUGAGACUGGAGGAACAGAGCACCAAAGCCGUGGAUACAGACAUGAUCAUCUUACCGUGUUUGUCCCGGCCUGCCCGCUGUGACCAGGCCACGGCCGAAUCCAACCCCGUGACCCAGAAGCUGAUCUCCAGCACCGAGAGUGAAUUGCAGCAUAGCUAUGCCAAACAGCGGCGCAGCAAGAGCACCGCCCUCCUGCACAAGGAGCUGAAUGGCAAGAGCAAGCGGGCCAUCCGGGAGUACCUGUUCCGUGUGAACGAGGCAACAGCUGUCCUGUAUGCCCGCCAUGUGCUGGCAUCCUUGCUCGCCGAGUGGCCGGGGCAUGUACCGGUGAGCGAGGACACCCUGGACCUCAGCGGCCCUGCCCACAUGACCUACAUCUUGGACAUGUUCAUGCAGCUGGAGGAGAAGCACCAGUGGGAGAAGAUCCUGCGGAAGGUGCUUCAGGGCUGCCGAGGGAGCAUGCUGGGGACCAUGGCCCUGGCCGCCUGCCAGUUCAUGGAGGAGCCGGGGAUGGAGGUGCAAGUGAGAGAGUCAAAGCACCCAUAUAACAACAACACCAGCUUUGAGGAUAAAGUCCACAUCCCUGGUGCAAUCUACCUCUCGAUCAAAUUUGACUCACAGUGUAGCACAGAGGAGGGCUGUGACGAGCUAGCCAUGUCCAGCAGUAGCGACUUCCAGCAGGAUCGACACACUUUCAGUGGGUCUCAGCAGAAAUGGAAGGAUUUUGAGCUUCCAGGGGAUACUCUAUACUACCGCUUCACCUCUGACAUGAGCAACACGGAGUGGGGUUACAAGUUCACUGUGACAGCCGGACACCUGGGCCGAUUCCAGACAGGCUUCGAGAUUUUGAAGCAGAUGUUGUCAGAAGAAAGAGUUGUGCCACACCUCCCACUGGCCAAAAUUUGGGAGUGGCUGGUGGGGGUGGCUUGUCGCCAGACUGGUCAUCAACGAUUGAAAGCCAUCCACCUGCUUCUGAGGAUUGUGCAAUGCUGCACCCACAGCGACCUCUGUGACCUUGCGCUGCUAAAGCCCCUGUGGCAGCUCUUCACCCACAUGGAGUACAGCCUGUUCGAGGACGUGACCUCACCUGGCAUCCUCCUCCCCCUGCACCGUGCCCUCACUGAGCUCUUCUUCGUCACCGAGAACCGCGCCCAGGAGCUCGGCUUGCUGCAGGAGUAUCUGCUGGCCUUGACCACGGACGACCACCUUCUCCGCUGCGCGGCACAGGCCCUGCAGAACGUCGCUGCUAUCAGCCUGGCCAUCAACUACCCAAACAAGGCGACCCGCCUCUGGAACGUUGAGUGUUAGCCCUGGAAUGGCACACAUGCAACUAGCUGCUCAGCCCCAGGACUUGAGAGCAGACAUCUGAACUCCUUCAGGAAGAGGCUGUGACGUCCGUGCCCGGCUUCCCCUCGUUCCCACUUGCACUCCACCUCCAAGAAUGCACCGCAUCACCAUCUAGCCUCCUGCAGACGGCACAGUGCGUGAGGACGGCCAGCCAGACAGAGCCCUUGAGAAAGGAGACCUACCUUCGCCAGGGUCGGUUCCAGUGGAAGCCACAGCCCAGAAGGAUCUGAAAGAAGCCUGUGUGGAUGGGGUUGUAUGUCCAUGAGCUGGAGCUGCUGGCCCUGCCCUCACGUCUGCACAGUCUGCCCAGAGCUGCCUUCUCACCAGGACCCCAGCGGCCCCUGCUUGGCCUGGGAGCUCUUCUGCGCUUUCUUGAGACUGGGUGUCCAGACCAAAGCUGCUGCGAGCUUGUCCUGGCCUCCCCCUGGUCCCCAAGUAUGCACCUGGCUGUUGCGCAAUGUCCUCGGUGAGAUCAAGAACCUGUGGACAUGCCAGCAGGCCGCCCACGUGCAUUGCUCACACACCGGCUCCCAGCAUGCCUGCAUUUAGCUGUUUUAACAUAUUUCAAUUUCCACCUGAUGUUUUUAGAACAACUGUUCGACUGCCUUGCGAGGCCUCAAGGGGCGCCCAAAGGAUUGGUCAUUCAGAGGACACACUGUUCAUGUGAAAGCUUCUAUACGUAAAGACUUGAAGUGUUAUCCGAUGAGAACUUAUUUUAGAAGUGAAAAAAAAAAAACAACACAAAAAAAAUAUAUGAUUUUAUUUCUUCUCCAUGGUCAUAGUCACACACCGCAUUGCCUCUGGGAGCGCUUGCUUGUUUGGCUGUGACGAGGCAGUAACUGCAUUAGUUCUAGUGAAUGCUGUUUCCUGUUCUCCUAAUGAUCGCAGAAUGAUGACUCUCUUUCCAAAGCCGUGUUUCGGGGAGCGAGAGGGGCCAUGGCCACGCCUUAGUGGCACUUGGCGUGGAUAGCACCUGAGCCAGCAGCCAGUGCAGGAUGGCGUCUGGGCCCAGGGAAGGCCUCUUGUAGCCAGGGCCACGCUGAGCAGGUUAGCACCACCGUGGCCUCCAAAACUCCCUUUGCAGGGUCUGGGUGGGAAGGCUUCCCUGCGGAAGUGCUUUCUGGGUCAGGAGUCUGAGGGGCGGCCCCCUAGCCCUGGAGUUUGGCUCCCAGCCCACCUGUCCUGUGAGGGGCCCAGGGGAGGAGCAGAGGGCAGGCCCUGAAACACUGUGCAGAGGCCCGAGGCCUGGGCCCAUGGUGUUGGGUGCUUUCACCCUGCUGUACCCCUGGGGAAGCCCCAUGUUCUCUGGGGGCCCCGGCUCCCACACAGGGGGCCUGGGAGACGAGACAGUACAUUCCCCAACUGGCCUCCUGCCAUCCGCGCUCAUGACCAGGCUGGCUGACCGAGCCAGGACAGGUGGGCGGCAGGGUCACAGCUCUCAGGGCGUCACUACCGCCUUUGCCGGCUGUCUUCCCGUCAGGAGGCUGAAUUAUAGAGAGGCCGGCCUCCGCGCAGCUGCUCUCUGCUCUCACCCCUGUCCUUCUGGCCACUCUGGCCCCACUUUGCUCAGAGCCCCCCAGCUUCCGCUUUGCUCAGCUGCCACUCUACCCUGCACCCCGCCCCCACCUCUGCUCCCUGCAUCCACGGGCCCACAGUGUCUAGAGCAGUGGACGCCAAGACUGGUCAAGACCAAGCCGCCAGGUAGGAGACAGCGGUGUCGUGGAAACAUGUGCCUGAUAAAGCGAUUCUGACCCCAAUCCUGUAUAUUGUAACAUGGACACUGCUCCCAGUGGGAGGGGUGACUUAUUUUCAUCAUCGUUUUUAAUUUGUUUUCUUACGGGUUUACGAUUUUGAAUUUUUCUUAUUUGUUUGAAAGAAAGAAUUUUGAUUAUAUCAAGCUGAGCACGUUCAGCCUGUAAAAAAGAUGUUAAGUUGUGGGUAAAAUAUACAAAUGAAGAGAAAUAUAUUGUACAAAUUCUAUAUAUAAAAAUGCAACUGCGUGUGUGUUUUUUUCCCCCUCCUUUCCUGUCCUGUUCCUCUGCCUCUGUGAGGACCCUACUUGGAGCAUCUGCAAGGCCCAGAAGGAUGGAAUUGCUGGAAUCGGGGUAGGCUGGACCAGAAGGGUCUUAGCUCCAGGCGGCAACUCCUCUACAAGGCUGAGCCAGGACUGGUGCCGCAUGGCAGUCAAAGUCCAUGCUCACCUCCGUGUCACGCCUGCACUGCGGCUGCUUGGAGGUUUGCACACACUGGUGUCCGCGGGUCAGCCCCUCCAGCCAGACACGCGCCCCCCCCCCCCCAGUGCCUCGCACAGCUCUCAGGGCUGCCGUGCUUCUGCCUCUCAGUGCGGGACUGACAUCUGCCUGUCUUUGGGUCUUGGCUUCCUCAUCCUUCUGGCUCCCUGGGUCUCUGCUGUACAGUGCACGGCUGUCCCUUCUUGGCCACCUCCCUGGACCUGAAGGCUGGCUUGGGUGAGUUAGGAGAGACAUUUAGGGGGAGCUGGCCAUCUCUGAGCAUCAAGACACCUUGCCUCCAGCUGGGAGCAUCCAACACAUCACCCUGGAGCCCGGGACAGCCUUCCAGGGACUGGGGGCAGCGGCUGAGACCCAGACUCCACCCUCACCAUCUCUCAGGCCAGGAGAGUCUCUGUGGCAUCCCUCUGCACGCUUCUUACUCACCGAGUCCCUCUGCCCCGAGUACUCGGACCAGAGGCCAUCUGAGCCGUGCGCUGUGGGGGACAGAGAACAGGAGUACAAGGGGAGCGAGAGGACACGGGAGUGGGAGGAGUGGGAGGACACGGGAGUGGGAACAUGGAGAGUGGGAGGACUGGAGAGAAGGAGAACAGGGAGCAGGAGGACUCGGAGCAUGAAGACAUGGAGAGCGGGAGGACUCGGGGAGUGGGAACAUCGAGAGCAGGAGCACACGGGAGCGAGAGGACUCGGGGAGUGGGAGGACUAGAGAGCAGGAGGACACGGAGGAUACGGGGAGCAGGAGUGAGAGGACUCGAGCAGGGGGACACGGAGAGGGAGGAUACAGGGAGCGGGAGCACAGAGCAGGAGGACACGGGGAGUGGGAGGACAUGGAGAGCGGGAGGACUUGGGGAGCGGGAGCUUGGAGAGCGGGAGAAUUCGGGGAGCGGCAGGACACGUGGAGCGGGAGCAGAAGGAGUGGAACCCUUAAAGGGCAUGUGAUCUUGACUUUAUUACCUAAACUCUGUUAUCUGAAUUUUCUCAUCUUUAAAAGGGAGAUAAUAAUUGUCAGUUACCAUGUAUUCCAUGCAAAAGCACCCAGCACAGUCCUAGCAUAGAAUAUAUUUUCAAUAAAUGUUGGAAACAGGAAAAAAGACUCCAGCAGAACUUCAGUUGAUCUCAGAUCCUCGGGAGGAGCGGAGGAUGUGUUCCCCGCCCCGCCCCCCUCUAAGUAGGGACUCAUGUGCUGGACGAGCUUUGGGGUGGGGGGAGGCAGCUCACGUGACUCUACACUUGAAAUCCUCCAGAACAGGGGAUCCCUGGGUGACUCAGCGGUUUAGCGUCUGCCUUUGGCCCAGGGCGUGAUCCUGGAGUCCCAGGAUCGAGUUCCCCAUUGGGCUCCUGGCAUGGAGCCUGCUUCUCCCUCUGCCUGUCUCUCUCUCUCUCUCUCUCUCUCUCUCUCUCUCUCUCUCUCUCCCUCCUCUAUCGUAAAUAAAUAAAUCUUUAAAAACAAAAAUCCUCCAGAACAAAACCUAGGAAUUUGGUAGCAAGUCGUGUUAUCUUUGUUAUUUUCCUGAGCAUAAAGCCCAAGGUUUCUACCAUCUCAGAGUAUCCAGAGCAAGUGGUCUCAAGAAGCUAACUCCUCAACCACGGUUUAGAUUGUGUUUGUCAUUAGUCAUCAGCAAAACCAGUUCCCAGGAUAUUUUCCAAAGAAGUCAUUUCAGCUCAGCCUUGUCCGUGCUGCCGGGCGCUCCAAGGUUUGAUCAUCCAUGGGACCGGAGCGGUCCCGCACAGCAGUGGGGGGAUUCACACUCCACACCUGGCACUUGGUCAGCUUCUAAGGUCUUUCCUGAGGAAAAGCAUUUGUAAUACCUGAUUACCUUGCCUGAACUUCAGCAACUGCAGCAAAGACUCAUCCGGUUCCUGUUAAAGGAUGGAUAAUAUCCAGGACCCAUCAAACAUCUGGAAUAUUGUAAAUAACACUUUUGAAUAAAUGAAAGAAAACAUUCCAGGUCAAGUUAUUUCUGUUUAGAACUUAUGUUGCUUUCGAAUUUUUCCAGUGUUUGAAGAACACCCUCAGUACUAGUAUUUCAACAGCACCAUCUUUUGAAAACGUCUGGAUCAUGGGAUCAAUAAAAAAUAAAUUUGAGGGCAGCCCAGGUGGCUCAGCGGUUCAGCCCAGGAUGUGAUCCUGGAGACCCAGGAUCAAGUCCCACAUCAGGUUCCCUGCAUGGAGCCUGCUUCUCCCUCUGCCUGUGUCUCUGCCUCUC